AUGCUGGCUCUGCGGAAGGUCACGGUGCAGCAGCCCGUGCUGGCCGUGGCGGAUCUGCUGGAGGCGAGCAAGCAGCGUGGAGGCGACUCGAGGGCCAACAUCGUGCACGGUUUGUCUGUCCUGGAAACUUGCCUAAUUAUAGCUAUGAAACACUUAAACGAUGUUUAUGAAGGAGAACCAUUUAACUUCCAGAUGGUUUACAAUGAGUUUCAGAAGUUCAUACAGAGGAAGGCCCAUUGUAUGUACAACUUUGAGAAGCCAGUUGUCAUGAAGGCCUUUGAACACCUCCUGCAACUGGAAUUAGUGAAACCCGUAGAGAGGCCGACGGUGCGUGCUCAGAGGGAGUAUUUACUGAUGAGGCUGCUCUUGGACAGCAACCAGAUCAUGGACGCGCUGCAGGCCUACCCCAACUGCCCCACGGACGUGAAGCAGUGGGCAGCUUCCUCACUCAGCUGGCUCUGA
This is a messenger RNA of Tinamus guttatus (white-throated tinamou), 462 nucleotides long. Lineage: Eukaryota; Metazoa; Chordata; Aves; Tinamiformes; Tinamidae. The record is from RefSeq and is a predicted model, not a curated record.